CUCCCCCGUGGUUUAUUCUCCAGUUCAGUUUCCAUCAUCUGUCCCAUCAAGAUGACCUCAUAAGGUAACGAGUCAAAAUAUUGCUCUCAGUAAAUUUAAUGGAACAUACUCAAAAAGGAAUUUAUGCGGGAACAAGCCAUGUCAAUUCAGAUAUUCAACAGAGAAAUUAAGCCAGGCUUCUGUAGAGGACCUGUCAUUUUGCAUUCCGUUGUAUUUAGUUCUCAAUUCUAACAUGCCAGUCUGGUGUCUAGCAGCUUAGAUGCUUUAGUUUUGUUAGUACAGUACAUCAGCGUUAAACAGUGCGUUUUUCUAGGCUUUUCAGCUUAAGAGCAACUUUUCAAAGAUUCAGAUUUGUGCCAAAACUUAAGAUUCUCUAGUGCGAACUUAAAUUCACAAAUAUUUAAAAAUUGGGUCUUGAAAUUUGAUCAAAUUUAAUAUAUGAUUCUCACCACUAAGCAAUUAAUUCUCCAAUUUAGUCGUUGAUUUUCCCAUCUCUCUCCCCCACAAAGUGCUGACAUUAAGCAAUAAAUUCUCCAAUUUAGUCGUUACGGAUUUGCUCAUGUCUCUCCCUCACAAAGUGCUGACAUUAAACAAUAAAUUCUCCAGACAAGCUGUCUAUUGAGUAGGCAGGGAGUGAAACUGGAGUUAAUUGCUGUAACUACUCGCCGCCCAUGGAAGUCUCUUCACAUCUGGAUUACGUGAUUGUUUUGCCUUUCUGAUCUGUAUUCACGGUUGCUUUCUCAAUGCCCACCAAGCUAAAUUAUUGAUUUGACCAUUCAACAAAUCUUAAAUUUGGGUCUCCCAUCAAAGUAGCUUGCAGUCCUAAUUACUUCCCUAGACCUUGAUAUGUAUCAUGGCAUGGCAGCUUCUAGACUGGCCAACGGCGUGUUGACUACGUAUAUUGCGUAGCACUUGUUGUCACGUUUACUGUGCUAUGGAUAUGGAUUCCUGAACUUUGAUUUGGCCGUAUGGUUGAACUAUUUGUGCCUGCUUGUUUCCGUUGUAAUACAUUUAAUGUAAUGUGCCAGUGAUGAUGAGUGAGAUCGGACAUUUUAUCCCAUCUUCUGCUCCAAAUGUUGCAUCUUUAACAGUGCAAAGAGAGCCAAAUACCAGUAAUGAGGUACAUGGACCCAUUUUAAUAUCUGCAAUCAUUUUAGGUCUCAUGGCUGUAACAAUGCUAGCAAUUGGGGGCGGCUGUUAUGGUUGCAUACGCCGCAAAAAAAGAAUGGAAGCUGCAUUGCCCUUAAGUGGUGAAGUUUACCGCCCUUCUAAUACACCAGACUCAGAUGCAAGCUCCAGGGAUCACAUUCUUUCUGCCAUGCAUGUGAAUACAGUACACACAGGAGCACAGGUUUUUACAUAUAGACAACUUCGUUUUGCAACUAACAACUUUAGUUCAACCAAUUUGAUUGGCCAUGGAGGGUUUGGCUCAGUUUAUAAAGGAAUACUACCAGAUGGCAGAGUUGCAGCAAUCAAACAACUUGACAGACAUGGCAAGCAAGGGGAACAUGAAUUUAGAGUGGAGGUAGACAUCCUAAGCAGACUCCAUUCUCCAUACCUACUUGAAUUAAUUGGUUACUGUGCUGAUCUAGACCAACGUUUAUUAGUGUAUGCAUACAUGCCCAAUGGAAGUUUGCAGGACCAUCUUUACUCAGAUGGUUCAGCAGGCAAUCCUCCCGUUCUAGGGUGGGGAAGACGACUGAGAAUAGCUCUUGAUGCAGCUCGAAGUCUUGAAUACCUUCAUGAAAUAGUCACACCUCCUGUUAUACAUAGAGACUUUAAAACCAGUAACAUUCUGCUGGAUGAAAAUUUCAAAGCCAAAGUGUCUGAUUUUGGUUUGGCUAGGCUGGGCUCUGAUAAAAUUAAUGGCCAUGUAUCAACUCGCGUGCUGGGAACUCAAGGAUAUGUUGCACCAGAGUAUGUCUUGACAGGACACUUGACAACAAAAUCUGAUGUUUAUAGUUAUGGGGUUGUGCUUUUAGAGCUUAUAACAGGCAGAGUGCCUGUAGAUAUGAAGAGGCCUCCUGGCCAAGGCAUUCUUGUCUCUUGGGCUCUUCCUCGUCUUACAGAUAGAGAUAAGGUUUUCGAAAUGGUUGAUCCUGCACUACAAGGACAGUUCUCUUCCAAGGAAUUAAUCCAGGUUGCUGCAAUUGCAGCCAUGUGUGUCCAACCAGAAGCAGAUUACCGCCCUUUCAUGACAGAUGUGGUGCAAUCUCUCAUCCCACUUGUCAGGCAGCGUUCUAGAUCUGAAAAUCACCACCAUUUCUAAUUUCCUCCAUUGACAUUCCACCUGUACUUCUCUGAGUCUAAUUUGGCAUGCAACAGAAAGAGUGCACAAGGGAAAGAAAUGAAAUGAAUCGAAUCAAUGUCCUUUAAAACUUUAGGUCUGAAUGCAUGGUCUUUCAGUGCAACCAUACUUAGAGGCCAUCCUUUCAAACCCAGAUAUUUAAAAUACAAAAUCAGAAAACCAUCCAGAGAAGCCCAACAUUAAGAUUCAUUAUGCAACUGUUUCUAUUCAUCAACCAUCUUUUGCAGAUGUUCCAUUAAUCCAGUGUAACAUAGCCUGGACUUGGCAUUGAUUUUGUAUCUCUAUUGCAGUAGUUAUUGUCAGUGCAUAACCAAAUUUGGAAGAUCAAUCUGUUAUAUAUUAUAGAAGCCCAUCAUUCUAUUCUGUCUUA
Messenger RNA from Cryptomeria japonica (Japanese cedar), 2678 nucleotides. RefSeq names its product probable serine/threonine-protein kinase PBL7. Gene Ontology annotation, molecular function: ATP binding; protein kinase activity. Gene Ontology annotation, biological process: protein phosphorylation. The transcript has 7 exons. Bases 1031 to 2269 code for a protein of 412 amino acids. NCBI's taxonomy places the organism in Eukaryota, Viridiplantae, Streptophyta, Pinopsida, Cupressales, Cupressaceae. The record is from RefSeq and is a predicted model, not a curated record.